CCCACACAAAGAGCUUCUGCGAGAGGAGUCUGCUAGACCUGAUUCGUCUUCUUCGUCAAAGAAACUAAGUACCGCAAGUAUCGCCACAGGUACCUCUACAGACUUUGAUGAGCCCAAGGAAAACGCCACCGAAGCUGGUGCGGAAGAGCAAGGUCUUCUUGAAGACACGUCUAAAACCAAGCAGUCAGUAUUCAAAACAGCACUGGAGCUUCGAAGUGGAACCGUGACAGAUGAGCCUUCUGUUGAUGGCGUGACAGAACCUUCUCCUGUGGCAGCUGUCGACGAGACCAAGGUUGCACGGCCCAGAGAUCAUCGUGAAGAUCCCGAAGAUCAUCGUGAAGAGGAGGAACCUCUGCAAUUAUUACAGGUUAUCGAUAGCUCUACAACAAACAACAAACAGAUUAUCGAUCGAGAGGAACCUCUGCUGCAACAAACAGAGGCUAUGAAGCGGUUGUCGCCUUCCGUUCGGGUUAAAGUCGGCGACACAGUCCGCGUCGCCGCUCAUGACCUCCUGGACCGAGUCAACGCGGAAAUUCACAGUCUAGAACACUUGUUCAACAUUUCGGAGAUUGCUGGGUACACAACGUCAGAUGACGAAGAAGAGGAUGAACUGGAACGUCUUGGCUUGUUAGGGGCUCUUGGGGGGCAAGCAGGGCAAUUCAACUUGAUGAAUGCAGAACAUGAACAUGAUUUGGACUUUCUCAAGAGGUCUUCUGAUGGAAAUGGGUUAUCUUCUGAUCUUGGAGGGUGUGGAAUAGGAGGCUUCUCUUUCGGUUUCAGAGGAGGACGAUUCGGC
This is a messenger RNA of Amoebophrya sp. A25, 796 nucleotides long. Lineage: Eukaryota; Dinophyceae; Syndiniales; Amoebophryaceae. The record is from the annotation of a GenBank genome assembly.